This is a messenger RNA of Stegastes partitus (bicolor damselfish), 1707 nucleotides long. RefSeq names its product WD repeat-containing protein 91-like. The annotation marks the transcript as partial. NCBI's taxonomy places the organism in Eukaryota, Metazoa, Chordata, Actinopteri, Pomacentridae. The record is from RefSeq and is a predicted model, not a curated record. Gene Ontology annotation, biological process: early endosome to late endosome transport; negative regulation of phosphatidylinositol 3-kinase/protein kinase B signal transduction. The transcript is spliced from 13 exons. Gene Ontology annotation, cellular component: late endosome membrane; early endosome membrane. Gene Ontology annotation, molecular function: phosphatidylinositol 3-kinase inhibitor activity; protein binding.
CUGUUCGCCCUGCAGACGGAGAGUCGGGACCCGAGGGACGGAGACGAGAUGGUCCACCACAAGCUGCCGCCAUACGUCCAGAACAUGGACCGACUGGGAGACACUGAGCUGGACUUGGUGUCGAGUCAGCGAGCCGUGAGCUCCGUCACCACUCCUCCCAGAAACUUCUUCUCAUUCCUACCACAAGGCCGACGCACUCCAGGAAAACCGCCUCAGGUGUCCACCGGUUCCUCUCCGAACCAGGCGGCAGUCGGGAGGAAGGACCCAUCGACCAAUCAGCCUCCAAAGUCUAAGGAGGUGGUCCAAGCUAAAGACGUGAAGCCGACUUCCAGCCAGCCAUCGACCAGUGAACCAGCAGGUUCCCAGCAGCCUACGAACCAGUCGGCGAACCAGAAUCCCAGACACAAAAGAAUCCAGGACCAUGAGAAGGAGAGGAAGGAGCUUUUCUCCAAACCUCCACUACAGACUCAAGAGAAAAAAGUGGAGUCGAUGGAGGCCGAACCUCCUGCCGAACCUCCCAGUGACCUUCCGGACCCCUCAGCAGCAGAGGGAGGAGGCCUGUCGACGGAACAGCCCUUCAUUAAGCUGAGCCAGGAGGAGUACGGAGAACAUCACUCGUCCAUCAUGCACUGCAGGGUCGACUGUUCCGGUCGCCGGGUCGCCAGUUUGGACGUGGACGGAGUCAUCAAGGUUUGGUCCUUCAAUCCCAUCAUGCAGACCAAAGCCACCAUCAUGUCCAAGUCUCCUCUGCUGUCUCUGGAGUGGGCGACCAAACCGGACCGGCUGCUGUUACUGGGCAGCGGCGUCGGAACGGUUCGACUGUAUGAUACGGAUGCAAAGAAGAAUCUGUACGAGAUGAACAUCGAUGAGACUCAUCCGCGCAUCUUGUCUUUAGCCUGCAGCCCCAGCGGAUCCUCCUUCGUGUGUUCGGCUGCAGCGCUCAGUCGAUCCGGAACCGUCUCCGGUCAGCUGCUGCUCUGGGACACGAAGACGGUCAAACAGCAGCUUCAGUUCUCUUUAGAACCUGAACCUGUCGCCAUCAACUGCACGGCCUUCAACCACAACGGGAACCUGCUGGUGACCGGCGCCGCCGACGGGAUGAUCCGACUGUUCGAUAUGCAGCGAUACGAGAGCGCGAUGAGCUGGAGAGCUCACGAUGGAGAAGUUUACAGCGUCGAGUUCAGCUACGAUGAAAACACCGUGUUCAGCAUCGGCGAGGACGGGAAGUUCAUCCAGUGGAACAUCCACCGCUGUGGAGUGAAGCAGUCGGAGCAGAUGUUACCCCAAGACGCCACCGGACCCUUCGUCCUGUCGGGAUACAGCGGAUACAAACAGGUUCAGGUUCCUCGAGGUCGACUCUUCGCCUUCGACUCUGAAGGUCAACAUGUUCUGACGUGUUCCAGCUCCGGAGGCCUCAUCUACAGACUGACCAAUGGGGAUCCAGCUCUGGACAGAGUCCUGUCGCUGGGCGGACACAAGGCACCUGUGGUGACGGUUGAUUGGUGCUCGGCGGUGGACUGCGGCACCUGUCUGACGGCGUCGAUGGACGGGAAGAUCAAACUGAGCACGCUCCUGGCUCAGAAGUCCUGACGGAGGAAACUGAUCGAUUAGUCAGGAACCGGAUCGAUAAACCGUCUGUCUCAUGAACCAACAGCAGAAACUCAUCCUGUUAAAUUCAGAUCAUCAUUAAAAUCUCACUGAAAGUUA